CUUUGCCUGGCUUUUAUUUACAAUCGCCACACUCAUUAUGAUUGACAGCGUGACAAACCAGUUAAUGUACAGAACAGAGAUUUGUGACCAAUCACAUUGCGCGGUGGGCGGGUCGAUGCAGAGCGUUUCCUCAUGUAUCUUCUUCAUUCCAUGGACUGACUUGUUUGUUGUCGACCAAGAUGGAGUUCCUUUUGGGAAAUCCUUUCAGUACUCCGGCUGGACAUUGCAUUGAAAGAGCUACAGAUGGAUCCCUGCAGAGUGAAGACUGGACCCUUAACAUGGAGAUCUGUGAUAUUAUAAACGAAACAGAGGACGGGCCAAAGGAUGCUAUUAGGGCGGUAAAGAAGAGGCUAAAUGGCAACAAGAACUACAGAGAAGUGAUGCUGACUUUAACGGUUUUGGAGACAUGUGUGAAGAACUGUGGCCAUCGUUUCCAUGCGUUGGUCACAAGCCGGGAUUUUGUUGAUGGUGUUCUUGUAAAGAUUAUCUCCCCGAAGAACAAUCCACCCACAAUAGUUCAAGAUAAGGUCCUCGCCCUGAUUCAGGCCUGGGCAGAUGCAUUCAGGAGCAGUCCCGAUCUCACAGGUGUGGUGCAGAUUUAUGAGGAGAUGAAGAGGAAAGGCAUCGAGUUCCCCAAUUCAGAGAUGGAGACCCUGUCCCCUAUUCACACACCUCAGAGGGCAGCUUCAGCUCCAGAGGGUGACUCUACUCUUCAUAAGUUCAACACAGUGUCCCAGCCCACAUCUGACACUGUCCCACCAGCCUACAACACUGCUCAGGUCCCCAACAUCCUCUCUGCUGGAACCAUCAACCCCACACCAGAACAGAUCUGCAGGCUGCGCAGUGAACUGGAUAUAGUGCGUGGAAACACUAAGGUGAUGUCUGAGAUGUUGACGGAGAUGGUCCCUGGGCAGGAAGAUGCGUCUGACUACGAACUACUACAGGAGUUGAACCGGACUUGCAGAGCGAUGCAGCAGAGAAUAGUGGAGCUCAUCUCCUGUGUUUCCAACGAGUCUGUCACAGAGGAGCUGCUACAUGUCAAUGACGACCUCAACAACAUCUUUUUGCGCUUUGAGAGGUACGAGAGGUUUAGGUCUGGCCGGACCACAGCACAGAGCGUCAACAAUGGGGUUCUGAGUGAGGCCACAGAGGACAACCUGAUAGACCUGGGUCCUGGGUCUCCCGCUGUGGUCAGUAACAUGCCCUCCUCUCCGGCUACGCUGUCUUCUCGUCUGGCUGGCCUAGACAUGGGGGCAGACAGUGUGAGCAGCACCUUGAGCUCUUUGUCCAGCAGCAAACCUGCUCCAGCACAGGACGACUUUGACGUGUUUGCACAGACCAGGACCGGGACUGUGCCUGAACCACUCAAAACCACAACAGCAGGAGCAGAGAGCUCAGGUGCUCCUCCAACCCUGAAUGUCCUCCAGUCCACUGCAGCGGGUGUCGGGGGCCAGGCCUCUGUCAUGGAUGACAUAGAGGAGUGGCUGAGUACGGAUGUGAAAGGGGAUGAGGGUGAAGAGGGUGUGACAAGUGAAGAAUUCGACAAGUUUUUGGAGGAGAGAGCCAAAGCCGCAGAGAUGGUCCCCACACUUCCAUCACCCCCUAGUGGAGAACCGGGCGCACAGCAAGGCACCCCCAGCCGCAAGAAACCAGACCGGCCCGAAGACUCGCUGUUCGCCAUGUAGACUUUGACCUGUGACCUCUCACCCCACGCCUACGACCAGCUGAGCAGCAUCAUCCAACCCAACGCUAAACCACACCCACGUCCUCUUUUUUAACACUACAUUCAAACACCAAAAGAUGAAAUCCGAUUGGACGAUUAGUGUCCGACAAUGAGGAAGUAUCUGGGGCGUGGAGUUACGCUCGCUCAGCCUGUCGCGGACUGCAGAGCUUCAAGUUGCAGCUAAUUCUAGAAAAGUAGAGUUUUCUAAAAACAGGCAUAUUUAGAUGGCAGAUAUUUAUUUUAUUCAUCGCCCAAGCAUGCAUCAACACUUCAUCCAAGAUAGACAUUCAUAACCACCUUUAGAUUCUUUAGGUUGUUGUCAGUCCCUUAUUAUAAUUGUACAUCUGUAAAUGGCAAAUGCCAAGUAUAUGAGUUAUAUGUAUAUGAAAGAUUUAUGUAGAGUUUUUGAUUUAUUGGAGCAAGCUUAUGUUCCUGCUGCUUUGACAUAAGGGAUGUACCUCAUAGUGAAAGGGAGCAUUAAUCAUUUCAAAACAAGUAAAAAAAAGGGAAUGUAUUGUUUUGUUUUUAAUUAUACAUAUUAAAUGUAUGUAGAUAAGCUGCAGUUAAUUUAUUUGAGAUUUAAUUGAGAUUUGAUUUGCAGGUGAUUUUAAAGCAGGUCUUAAUUUUGCAUGCUGGAGAAUAUUAACCAUUUUGUUUUUAUUUAAUCACAAAUUACAAUAUGAAUUAGUUGUUUUAAAAUAGAUUUUUUUGAAAUUCAUUUUUGAGGACCAAAAUUCUGCUGCUGCGAGGUGACAUAUGUAUAAGUAAUUGGGUUGUACAUAUAGAGCUACUUUUGACCCACAAUUCAUAACAUCCGUGGAUAUGUUAAGCCUACAAACUCAGUAGAGAAAGCCGUUUGCCAUUGAUUCUCUUAUUUCCCUACACUGACAUCUUGGAAGGCGUGACCUUUUGGAACAUGACAUUUGUUUUCAGAAAUAAGCUUGGCGUAGACAGCACUACAAAUAAGACAUUUACUCCCUACAAUAAUAAAACAAUCACUGCUAGCUUAAAACAAGAUUGCACUUUUGACACUUGCCUUUCCCAUACUGUAAAUCCGCUACACCAGUUGUAAUUACUCACAAAUGAUAGAAAUUAUUGAGAAAAUUAUACAGAAAUAAUUUAUUCUGUGCUUUUUUCAGUAUUUUGAAUCUUUUAUUGUAAAAAAAAAUAGAUAUAUGUCAAGGGAAGAGUGAAAUAAGUCAUGUUGUAGUGUUCUUUUGAUACGUUGCUGCUGCUGGCUAAUGUAGUUUAUUUGUUAUUGCUUUGUAGGUGUUCCUGUUGGUUUCAGUGUCUCUAUAGUAAACAUUAUACUGAUUUUUAAGGAAAUUGGAGCUGUAAGGAGUGGAACAAAGUAUCUAUCAGAUGAAGAAGCAGUUCAGACCCGCCUACCUGUAUGGACUGACCAUACACGACUAAUGAAACUCACUUUUUGACAAAGCAUCUGCAUUGCACAAGAGAUUCCUGAUUCUGUUUUAUUGUUUUGGUGUUCGAUGUGUGUGUGAUCUCUUCCGUAAAAGGCCUCCGGUCAUAUGUCGUGAUAACUGUAAUACUCUGGGUUUCAUUCAGUGUGCUGCUGUCAGUGACUUGUUCCUCACAGAACUCCUCUGCCACUGUCUGGUGUAAUCUCAAUGCUGUAUCACAGAUGGCUGUUAGACUGGACUACACUGUAUGAAGAGACCUGCCCAGUGGAGGCUGCGCUGUGUGACUGCUGCUUUUCCACUUCAUUUCUCUUUGUGUUGUUUGACUUAUGCAUGAACUCUAAUAAAACAUUAGCAGUGUGUGAUA
This is a messenger RNA of Boleophthalmus pectinirostris (great blue-spotted mudskipper), 3508 nucleotides long. It is a transcript of the gene tom1l2b, whose product is annotated as target of myb1 like 2 membrane trafficking protein. The transcript is spliced from 15 exons. The record is from RefSeq and is a predicted model, not a curated record. Gene Ontology annotation, molecular function: clathrin binding; phosphatidylinositol binding; ubiquitin binding. NCBI's taxonomy places the organism in Eukaryota, Metazoa, Chordata, Actinopteri, Gobiiformes, Gobiidae. Gene Ontology annotation, biological process: signal transduction. Gene Ontology annotation, cellular component: endosome; membrane. Bases 180 to 1685 code for a protein of 501 amino acids.